CUCCAGUUUUGCGCUAAUCCUUGCCUUCGACCGAGCCGCGCCCCCGAAGGACUAACGCCCGCGUAAGUGAAACCCGGAGCAGCAUACAUAUUUUUCCCCAUACGUCGUCGCCGUCGAAUCCCACACGACUAACACAAUCAAUCUCCGAGAAUGUCAGCUCUUUUCGACAAAGUCAAGUCCAGAAUGUCGUCGUCACUGCCGUUGGCCUAUCCGCAGACGCUCUACAGUCCAUUUCGACGUGGCCGCUCCGUCUGGAGCAGGUAUCGUAACCUGAUCAUCGCGCACAUCGUUUUGUUCUUCGUUUACGCCGCUGUUUUGGUAUCAGUGGCCUCACGGCGAUCGAAAAGUCCGCGGGACAGCGGCUUACCGUUUUCUCCUGCUAUCGAAGCGCUGGAGUUUGAGGAACACAAAUUCUCUCUCGAAGACAGAAUCCAAGAACGUGGCUCGUUUUCGGGGAAACCAAGCCCGCAACUCGACCAGGCGUGGCAUGAUCUUCUCAACUACGAGAACAUCAAGCUCGAGCCAGAAGUGAUGAAGCACUACGAGCGAGAGGACAUUGGGGUGGCGUUGCCAGAGGGGGGUGGAUACAUCGGCACGUUGAACGUGUACCACGAGCUGCAUUGCCUAAAGCGGCUGCACCAGUACAUGUACCAGGAGUACUAUUGGCCGGACUUGGACGCGAAUCAGCUGGAGAUGAACCGGCUGCACAACGAGCACUGCAUCGACUUCCUGCGCCAAUCGGCCAUGUGCCAUGGCGACAUCGGACUCAUCACCUUCGAGUGGAAGGAAAGCAGCCGCAUCCCUGUCGCCAACGCGACGACGCACCAGUGCGUCAAUUGGGACAAGCUGGAUCGGUGGACGCGGGCGCGCUCGGUGGACAUGAUGAGGCCCGGGUGGCUGGUCCAUCCCACACUUGGCCUGGCCUACCCAAAAGGAGAAGGCGACAAAAUUGGGGCGUUGCAGGUUGGGGACCAUCAUGACCACUAGAUGCGUAGGUAGGGAUGGGAACGCGUGGAGGCAGAAGCGCAGGAAUAAAACAGGCGCAU
Messenger RNA from Aplosporella prunicola CBS 121167, 1046 nucleotides. RefSeq lists its product as uncharacterized. Lineage: Eukaryota; Fungi; Ascomycota; Dothideomycetes; Botryosphaeriales; Aplosporellaceae. The record is from RefSeq and is a predicted model, not a curated record. Gene Ontology annotation, biological process: mycotoxin biosynthetic process. The transcript is spliced from 6 exons. Bases 151 to 987 code for a protein of 278 amino acids.